Symphalangus syndactylus (siamang) is the source of this 1253-nucleotide messenger RNA. RefSeq names its product MAGE family member B17 (gene MAGEB17). NCBI's taxonomy places the organism in Eukaryota, Metazoa, Chordata, Mammalia, Primates, Hylobatidae. Gene Ontology annotation, biological process: negative regulation of transcription by RNA polymerase II. Gene Ontology annotation, cellular component: nucleus. The record is from RefSeq and is a predicted model, not a curated record.
GGAUGUGGCUCACUCCGACAUCCGCCCGCCCGGGAAGCUGCCGGAAGGUGAGGAUCUUCGUCUGAGGGACGUCACCUCAGGCUACCAGAACCCCAGGACUGGUUGGGUAUCAAGGUACCCACCUCCUGUACCCUCUUGCCUGCUGCCCCUGAGCACAGUCAUCAUGCCUCGCGGUCAGGAGAGUAAGCGCCGUGCCCGUGAGAAACGCCGCCAAGCUCGAGGUGAAGACCGAUGUCUCAGGGGUGCUCAAGCCACCGCAGCAGAGAAGGAAAAGCUGCCAUCCUCCUCCUCUCCUGCAUGCCAGAGUCCUCCCCAGAGCUUCCCUGCUGCAGGCAUUCCUCAAGAGUCCCAGAGAGCCAGCUACCCCAGCUCUCCUGCUGCAGCUCUUUCACUCACAAGUUCUGAUGAAGGUGCCAAGGGCCAAAAGGGGGAAAGUCCCAACUCCUUCCAUGGCCCAUCCUCCUCUGAGAACACAGAAAGAGAUCUUCUGAACAGGAAGACGGGCGAAUUGGUGCAGUUCCUGCUCAACAAGUAUAUAAAGAAAGAGCCCAUUACGAGGGAAGCCAUGCUGAAGGUUAUCAACAGAAAGUACAAGCAGCACUUCCCUGAGAUCCUCCGGAGAAGCGCUGAGAACGUAGAUGUGGUCUUUGGCCUCCACCUGAAGGAAAUGGACCCCAGCCGUCACUCCUAUGUGCUUGUUAGCAAGCUGGACUUUCCCAAUCAAGGAAGCUUGAGCGAUGGCGGGGGCUUUCCCCAGAGCGGGCUCGUGAUGGUUCUCCUGAGCACCAUCUUCAUGCAUGGCAACUGUGCCACUGAGGAAGAGAUAUGGGAAUGCCUGAAUGCGUUGGGGAUGUAUAAGGGUAGGAAGCACUUCAUCUAUGGGGAGCCCCAGGAGCUUGUCACCAAAGAGUUGGUGCGAGAAGGGUACCUGGAGUACCGGCAGGUGCCCAGCAGUGAUCCUCCACGUCACGAGUUCCUGUGGGGUCCCAGGGCCCAUGCUGAAACCAGCAAAAUGAAAGUCCUGGAGUUCGUGGCCAAGCUCAAUGAUACCGUUGCCAGUACCUACAAGUCCCAGUAUGAGGAGGCUCUGAGAGAGGAGGAAGAGCAAGCCAGAGCCAGAGCGGCAGCCAGGGCUAGCGCCAGGGCCAGGGCUAGCAGGUCCUUUCAGCCCUAGUGAAGUCUCAGGCAAUCCUCACUAAGAGAUUGAAAAGGGCUGUCCACCAUCUCAGUAUUUGGGGGUGAGGUGGGGCUAG